AGCACUGAACUCAUAAUCAACUUUACCCUAAAACUUACCUAAAAACAUACUGUCUCAUUCUCAUGUCCAUUUGGGAGCAUAUUUGUGCAUGUAAAUAGGAUGACUCGUGUGCAUCAAGGAGGUCAUUAUUCAACACAUCUAAAAAGGCCUGAAACACACGCAGCAUUCAUAUGAUUGCAUCAAGUUGUUGAAAACAUACGGGUCAGUAUUAAUAACUAAUGAGACCUAUAAUGGUUUUCAACAUCAUGCAUAAUAUUGGAAGUGCUAUUUUAAUUUAUUUUCAUUAAGUGCAAUUUAGAACUGGAGAAAAUUGAAAGUGAGAUUGUUGGAAAUUGUCUGCGAUGCUGUAUACUCUGCGAAAAGCAAUGUUUCAUCUGAUGAAUUUUCGCUUAUUGGAGAUGAGGGAAGUGACUUUUAUUGCCCUGAUGUUAUGCCAUCUAUUCCUCCAAGGUCAUCAAGCGAAGUUCUUGUCUAAACCAUCUGAGAAAGUUCAAGCCACAGUUGGCGAAGAUGUCACUUUUAACUGGACGUUCACUUUAGGAAACCACGAGUCACUAAUUAUGAUGACAUUGUACUACAGCAAGUCCGUACAAUUUGAAAGUACUAAAGAGAUUAUAGCGUACAGAACGAACAAAGGUGGUCUCCAUGUCACCGACAGUUCAGCAAGAAUGGUCACUGAAACAGAUGCUGGUGUAUUGACAUUACACAGCGUCACAGUUGCAAAUAGCGGAUUUUACAAAUGCGAAGUGUCGAUUGAGGGUCAAGCCCGUCCCAUCUGGCGCAAAACAGAAUUAUUAGUUGGAACUGCUCCUGUGAUUCAUUCCAUUCCUGAACCUCAGAUUACCAUAUUUGACGGUGAUCACGUGAACAUCUCAUGUGAAGCAAGUGGCAUCCCGGUCCCCAGUGUAUCAUGGUAUAGACGUACAGAUAGCUGGAGUAAGAUCAGUGGAAGCAUGAUACAGAUAAAAAAUGCGAAUCUCUCGGAUUCUGGCACGUACGAGUGUCGCGCGAAGAACGAAUUUAAUGAGACAAGGAAAAAAGUCAACAUUGUGGUCAAUGAGAGACCAAGGAUAAGAUCGUUCUUUCAUACUGCAGCUUUGGAUAACACUGUGUACGAAUGUGAUGCAGUAUCUUUCGUAUGCGAGACCAGUAGAUCAAGUAUUCCUGUGAAGAAUUUUUACAUCUACCACGGGAGAAAUCUUCUUUAUCGUAAUAUUGAUAGAACUAAUAGCGAAAGCCGAGGAUUGUUCACGAUCGCUGAGAUUAAGAGGAAACAUGAAGGAACGUAUUAUUGCGUUGUUCAAAAUGAAUACGGGUUCGGGCAUAAUAGAACGAUCAGCUUAACUGUGUAUGAUGGUCCUGAGAACUGUCCAAUGAAAAGAGAAAUACUUACCGAAAAGAGAAAUACGACCAGACGUAUUAAAACACAACGUGAAAAUCCAUCUCCUACAACCACUGGCCUCAAUGUAAAUGGUCGUGUUAGCUUUUGGAUCGCUACAGAAAUUAAACAAGAAAUUUACUAA
Messenger RNA from Dendronephthya gigantea, 1523 nucleotides. RefSeq names its product hemicentin-1-like. NCBI's taxonomy places the organism in Eukaryota, Metazoa, Cnidaria, Anthozoa, Malacalcyonacea, Nephtheidae. The transcript is spliced from 7 exons. The record is from RefSeq and is a predicted model, not a curated record. Bases 342 to 1523 code for a protein of 393 amino acids.